GACAAGAAUGGUUAUGGAUGCAUAAAGCAAAAAUAAGCUUUGAAUUUUCUCCUGAAGCCCGUAGCCACCAUGCUAAAAUUGUAAUAGAUGGUAUGAGUAUCCCAUUAAUCGAAGAAGGUAGCAGGUCCUCUAAAAAUAACUUAUCUAAAUCAACGGAAUCUAAACCUAGUCUAGCUCAAGAGGAG
Molecule: messenger RNA, 185 nt
Organism: Diversispora eburnea
Lineage: Eukaryota; Fungi; Glomeromycota; Glomeromycetes; Diversisporales; Diversisporaceae
Source: the annotation of a GenBank genome assembly